AAUUACUAACACGUAUUGUCAAGCUAGAGAAAAGAAAGAAUGGCGGAUGAAAACGAAGAUCAGUGGUUGUACGGGGAUUCGACCGACGGGAAAGAAUAUACGCCGACAUCCGUCGAGCCGGAAAGUCAGGAGAAUGAUUCAGCCCCCGCUACGGUUCAAGAGAAAUCACAAAUUUCGGAUGAUCAAAAAGCGGAAAGCAUCCCCGAUACAACAGCGGAGGCAACGGAAGAGACCGAACCGCCGGAAGAGGAGUCCUCGUCGAUCAACAAUACUCAAAACGAAAGUAAUACAGAGAUAAACAAAAACGGAGUGAGGGAAUCUUCGAGUCAGGAAGAUGGUGAAGCACCCAGUGACACGGACUCCGAUGACGACGUCCAUGUCGUCAUCGGUGACAUUAAAUCGACCCCCGCGUACGGCAGCCUCAACAUUAAAAGGGGGGGAUUGCUUACAAACGCGUCCGGGGUGCCGGACAAAUUGAACAAACAGCCAGGAAAAUUUAGUAUAGACGAAUUUGAAACUAUAGGGGUUAUCAAUGGUAUGCCUGCUCAUGAAUUCAAUUUAGAUCAAUUGGAAGAUAAACCAUGGAGGCAACCCGGUGCAGACAUCACCGAUUACUUUAAUUAUGGUUUUAACGAGGAAACAUGGAGAGCGUAUUGCGAAAGGCAGAAGAGAAUGAGAAGCGAGUCCGGCGUUGGUCUGAUAUUGAAUGCUGGAGGUGGCGGUGGUAAUGCAGGCAGUAUGCGCGUACCUCAAGUGGCGAUUACGAACGAUAACAGUAAAUAUUCUGGUAUAAUGGGACCUAAAAGAGCUGGACCGCCUCCGGGAAGAAAAAUGGCGGGAACGAUAGAUGUAAUUGGUAGUUCUGGUUUAGCUUCUAGAAGGAAUCUUGAUAAAUCCCCGCCGAAAGGAAACGUGAUACAAGUGAUGACCGCGGACAGAAGGGAGUAUUCUAGAAAACCAGGUUUCCCUGACAUGAGCGUGCCGCCACCAGGCGCGGGGAUGCCCCCCGCGUUCGACAUGCCCCCGCCCGGGUACCCUGGCGAACCAGCUCCGUUUUACAUGCCAGAAACAGACCCGUACUAUCAGAGCUACGAGCCCACGCAGGACAAUCAGUGGGGCAAUGAUCCGACGUGGCAACCGACGAAUUUAGCUAUUCCAAUGACAGAGGGAGAGGACGACAAGGACACUGGCCCCAAAACGAUACCGACCAUGGUACCGCCUACGAAUAUACCCCCGCUACUACCGCCCAGAGACUCUAGAGACCGCGAGAGAGACCGGGACAGGGAAAGAGAUCGCGACAGAGAAUUAGACUCGAUGGGAAGAGACAGAGAACGAGACAAAGACAGAGAACGCGAUCGCGAAAGAGAAAAGGAUUCCAUGGUCAGGGAACGGGACAGAGAAAGGGACUCGAUGUCGAGGGAGGAGGAGAGGGACCGCGACAGGUCCCGUUCCCAAUAUCGACACAAAGAGCGGCACAGACAUCGAUCGAGAUCGCGAUCACGCAGACACAAAUCUAGAUCCAGAAGUCCGAGUCGACGCAAGAAGAAAUCCAGACGCUCCGAGAGGGAACGUUCUAAAGAAGAGAGCGAAUAAAACUAAACAAAUGGAAAAAAGAAAAAUGUUACUUAAGACUUAUCCGCGGCCACAUUGGCGCGCCGGAAUCUUUUAACGAUGUAACACUCUCGCGCGUUACGGUACACGCGGCAAACGGGAUUGCUCGGCGUUUAUGGCAGAUUGUUGUUCCGAUAUUUUCCGAUGUUCUCGUUUGCGUAAAGAAUACGCGAUUUCUAG
Colletes gigas is the source of this 1791-nucleotide messenger RNA. It is a transcript of the gene Fip1, whose product is annotated as pre-mRNA 3'-end-processing factor FIP1. The record is from RefSeq and is a predicted model, not a curated record. The transcript is spliced from 5 exons. Lineage: Eukaryota; Metazoa; Arthropoda; Insecta; Hymenoptera; Colletidae. The coding region runs from base 40 to 1593 and encodes 517 amino acids. Gene Ontology annotation, cellular component: mRNA cleavage and polyadenylation specificity factor complex. Gene Ontology annotation, molecular function: RNA binding.